Messenger RNA from Oryza sativa Japonica Group (Japanese rice), 2608 nucleotides. Lineage: Eukaryota; Viridiplantae; Streptophyta; Magnoliopsida; Poales; Poaceae. The record is from RefSeq and is a predicted model, not a curated record.
CCCAUGCCUCAUUGCAUACCAAACCUUCUUCCCCAAAAUCUCCAGCCACAACCAGAAGAAAGAGGCACCAGUCUGCUCAACCUAUACAUUUUUAGAGAGAGAAGCUGCAAAGGGUGUGUUAGAGAGAGAUGGAGAUGUGCAUGGAUGACAAGUGGAAGCUCACCAAGAAGGGCAGCCGAAGGUUGGAGGAGGGCCGGGCUUCGAGAGGCCCAUCCCGGUCUGUGCCAGGGCGGCUGGCGAGCCUGGUGAAGGAGCAAAGGGCCAGGUUCUACAUCAUGCGUCGCUGCGUCACCAUGCUCGUCUGCUGGCGGGACUAGUGAUCGAUCUCUUAGAGCUACGGGCCUAAACGGGUCGGGCUGGCUGAUGCAUCAAGAGGUCGCCUUGCCUAGUAACAAAUUUAUUCGUUUAGUGAUGAUGUUUGUUCUUUCUUUUUUUCUGAGAAAGAGAGCGAUGUGCCUUUUCAGUGGCCAUCCUGUGGUAGAUAGUUGUUAAUUUGUGUGGAAAGAAUUAAAUAGCUUACGUUAGCUGUUUGAGCCAUCCAUACAGAAAUGUAAACUGUGACAAGUGUCUCUUUGAAAGACUAAUACAUUCCAUGGUUUCUAAAUCAAAUUCUCUACAGUACCUACAGUACAGUAGUCUGUUCAAUUUUUUCCACUAAAUUUCUCCAUCUCAAGGAGGCACAAGAAAUGUGUUUGUGUAUGUUAUGUCUGUAAUUACUUUUAGGCAUUGUAUUGCAAGUUCCCGGACAGUUUGCUCACCCGCACAAAUAACCCUGCAGUUUGCUCAGUUUGCACGAAAUUCAUCUGAAAUGUUCAUGUAGGAUUCGCACUUUAUAAGCGCUAGUGCCUUGCCAAGUCGACACGUGGCUCUCCUCCUCCGAAUUCAGAAGUCCACUACUCCUGGACCCACCCGUCAAUGCCAUGCCGUGGGCCCCACGCGGCAGCGAUGUGGUCCCCACCUCGCCGCGCGUGGUCUACUGCCGCCGUUUCUGCGGCGGCCAUCGCCUUCCUCGAUUCCUCCUCUCGCUAGGGUUUGCGGGAGAGCGCCGCGGCGGAGUUGAGGAGAAAUGGAGAUCGACGGAAGCGGAGACGAGUCAGCGGCGGCGGCGGCGGCGGCGACGAGCACUGACCCCGGCCGCGGCAGGAAGAGGCCGCCUUCCCCCUCAACUCCGACUCCGAGCGACGACGGGGAGGACUCCGACGACGGCUGGGCGGUGAGCGACAGCGGCAGCGAGGAGGAGGAGGAGGAAUACGACGACGAGGAGGAGCAGGAAGGGAUGCACCGCCCAUUUACUGUUGAUGAUUUUCCAAGGCUUAGUAGUGACCAUUCUGUGCAGACUGAUGCACUCUAUGAUAUUCCACAUCUUCGUCUUCGAGGCCCUUCACCACUCAGUCUUUUCCGUGCAUUCAAUGAUCCUCUCACUGACAAACGCAUGCAUUGGUUUGGUUCUUUUUACUUCCAUACUUAUCUUUUGGCAUGUUUGACAUUUAGUCAUUAUUUUUGUAAGUUUGGAUAUUUCGGUAUGGCAUGUUUACCAUUGACUAGCCCUGCUCGAGGUAUUUGCAUUACAAGCCGUGCACUGUUUGAAUUCCAACUCUGUAUUCGGACUGAAGACUCACCUGAGGCUGAGGAUGAGCCCAUAGGUGAAACAUUGAUUGAAAGAUGCACUGAAUUCACCAACAUUUUAAGAUCAGCAUCAUUCACCAAAACUGUUCGUCUGUAUGGUGAGAAGUGUGGAUUGGAUGUGAAGUUUGCUCUGCUGGUAAAUGCAGUUCAAGCAACAGUUGAUGUUGAGAUUAUACAUUCACCUGCUUGUGGCCUUAAUUUGAAGUUAUAUGCCAAAACCAGUGGCUUCAGCGAUGUGAUCCGUCUCUUCCGAGGUGUUGCACAAUCUGGUCGCAGAAUUAGAUCUCUUGUGGCGGUGGUACGACGUAGUCACCUUGAUCUUUGUAUCGAAGGGUCUCCAGCAGAUAUCGGUCUUGGUGAGAAGCUGCCCUGUGUAAGGUGGGAGCACAAAUUUGGUGCUGGUUUUCAUAGAACUGCAGAUGAAGUGGUGAAGCUUGGUGAUUUUACCACAAUUUCUGUGAAAGUUACAUGGAAAGCUGUCGACAAGCAUCCGCCGCCGAAGGGAUAGAGGAGCUUCUAUAUGCAAUGUAAAAAUUGGAAGAUGUUAUGUGUUUGGCAUCUUUUUGUGCGCUAUCUCGACACCUAUAGAGUUAUACUCUUAACAUGCUUGACUUCGAGCUGCCUAAGUGUCAGGGACAAAUUUGUCAGAGUAAUGUAGAACUUUUUGAAACGUAUAUGUUAGCAAGGCUAGUGAUCUCUUAGGGUGGCCAUGGAUCUGUCAAUAGAACUUUGGACCCUGCUGCUCGCAGCCGACUAACAGAUUUAUCUGUUUACUGAUGAUAUGGUUCCUUUUGUAGAUAGUAGCCAAUUUGUGUGGAAAGAAAAAACUUCCAUUAGCUGUUUGAUCCAUCCAUACUGAAAUGUAAACAGUGACAAUGUCUUUGUGAAAGACUGAUAGAAUUUUUAUGGUUUCUGAAUGAAACGUUGUAAAGUAGAUGACAUUCUUGCUGCCUUGUGAAGAGACCGCCGUUGUGUUUCUGAA